Camelina sativa (false flax) is the source of this 1782-nucleotide messenger RNA. Lineage: Eukaryota; Viridiplantae; Streptophyta; Magnoliopsida; Brassicales; Brassicaceae. The record is from RefSeq and is a predicted model, not a curated record.
AAACACAAGAAACGAGGUUAAGAUCGAGUGCUACGCGGAGUACAAUAAGUAUCCCCCUUUCUCUUCUCUAAGGGUUUUAGGGAUUUGCUCACUGCACGACACGGCUUUUAGGCGUCUGCCGCUUCUUCUUCUUUCUUCUUCUUCGUUCUCCCAAGGGUUUUAGGGUUUCGAUUGUGCCGUCAUGGAUCCUUAUGGAACGGAAACAGUUAUCGAAGAUGAAAUCCAGGAUCCUAAACCAUCCGAUGAUGUUGAAGACGAUGACGACAAAUCUCAGCCUCACUCUGGUGGCGGCGUCGAUAGUGCUGGAAAGAUAUUUGUUGGAGGUUUAGCCAGGGAGACAACUUCAGCUGAGUUCGUCAAGCAUUUUGGGAAGUAUGGAGAGAUCACUGAUUCUGUCAUUAUGAAGGACAGGAAAACUGGACAGCCCCGAGGGUUUGGGUUUGUCACAUACGCUGAUGUCUCUGUGGUCGACAAAGUUAUGGAGGACAAUCACAUUAUCAUUGGGAAGCAGGUUGAAAUUAAGCGGACAAUACCAAGAGGAUCCGUGAGCUCUAAUGAUUUCAAAACCAAGAAGAUAUUUGUUGGUGGGAUUCCUUCAUCUGUGGAUGAUGAUGAGUUCAAGGAAUUCUUUAUGCAAUUUGGAGAGCUAAAGGAACAUCAGAUUAUGCGUGAUCACUCAACUGGAAGAUCACGUGGCUUUGGGUUUGUUACAUAUGAAAGUGAAGAUAUGGUUGAUCAUCUCUUGGCCAAAGGGAACAGAAUUGAGCUCUCAGGGACUCAGGUUGAGAUAAAGAAGGCAGAACCAAAAAAACCAAACUCAGUUACAACCCCGUCAAAGCGGUUUGGUGACUCUCGCUCUAACUUUGGUGGAGGUUAUGGAGAUGGUUAUGGUGGCGGUGGUGAAUAUGGUGGUCCAGGUGGUCCAGGUGGUCCUUACAAAUCAGGUGGUGCCGGCUAUGGAGGUGGCCGGUCUGGUGGUUAUGGAGGAUACGGAGGAGAAUUCGGUGGGUAUGGCGGUGGUGGAUACGGUGGUGGCGUGGGACCUUAUAGAGGAGAACCAGCACUUGGAUAUUCUGGUCGUUAUGGAGGAGGCGGCGGCGGUGGUUACAACAGAGGUGGUUACGGUAUGGGAGGAGGCGGUGGGUACGGUGGUGGACCUGGUGAUAUGUAUGGCCCGCCAUACGGUGAACCUGGAGGUGGGUAUGGUGGACCAAGUGGCAGUUAUGGAGGCGGUUAUGGUAGUAGUGGUAUUGGUGGAUAUGGGGGUGGAAUGGGUGCUGCUGGUGGCGGAGGCUACAGAGGUGGACUUGGAGGUGGAGGCGGAGGAGGUUACAAUGGCGGUGGAGGAAGCGGGGGAGGAUCAUUUUAUGGAGGAGGGGGAAGUAGAGGCGGAUAUGGAGGCGGUGGCAGCGGACGGUACCAUCCUUAUGGAAGGUAGAGAGUUUGAUAAAAGCUCCAAACUUCUUCUUACUCGUUCCGUCAUGCUUAGUUUGUGUAAUGGUUAUCAAGAUUGAUGAUAGCUAGUUAUUGUAUUCUGAGAGAGAGAGAGAGGAGGAGGCUUUUAGGGCUUUUGGUUCCCCCCCUGAGUAGUUUACAUACAUUUUUAGAAAAUUAUCUCGACUUAACAGUGUGCCAGAUUAUUAUUUUUUUGCGUAGAACUCGUCUGGCAACUUUAGACUUAGCUUGUAUCACAACGAUUUUGAGUUUUUGACUCGAAUCUUGUUAGACUCGCUAUGUAGUCUUGUUUGUAACGUUAUCAUUAGAAGCCUCUGUAUAAAUCGG